This is a messenger RNA of Diachasmimorpha longicaudata, 4019 nucleotides long. RefSeq lists its product as uncharacterized. Gene Ontology annotation, molecular function: transcription corepressor activity; transcription factor binding; sequence-specific DNA binding. Lineage: Eukaryota; Metazoa; Arthropoda; Insecta; Hymenoptera; Braconidae. The transcript has 2 exons. Gene Ontology annotation, cellular component: nucleolus. The record is from RefSeq and is a predicted model, not a curated record. The coding region runs from base 66 to 3731 and encodes 1221 amino acids. Gene Ontology annotation, biological process: regulation of DNA-templated transcription.
GAAUACUACGACGACAUUCUCGGUGUUCGUGUAUUGAAAGAGGACAGAAACGUUUUGAUUUUUUGAUGCACAUGGUCGAGAUGGAAUCGGCCUCGAGUGAUUCUAAUUCCAAUAAGGAUGAAAAUCCAUCGAAAAUUCGCAAAAUGGGAGCAUCAGUGUUGGAUAGUUUCACAAAAUUAACUUCCGAGGAUGAACGGACCAGACUUGAUGGAGGAACAACCCUUUUGAGACAUUUGUCGCAGCAGAAGAGUGACGACCCGGACAGCAAAGAGCUUGACUAUUCCCUCCGUCGUUUGAUCCGUGGUCUAGGCGCCUCCCGUCCCUCCUCGAAGAAGGGUUUCUACACAACGUUAACAGCCUACCUGAAACUCCACCCUCAAACUCCCCUCCUACCCCUCCUUGAAAUACUGGACGUUGAGUUAAAGUCAUCGGGCCACAACCCCAAGAGUGAAAAUGCUGACAUCUUCAUGGGUCGAAUCCUCUUCUGUGGUGCCCUCGUGCGUUCGAAUGUCCUGCAGUCCUCAGCGUCCGACUUCCAGCAAAAGAUAAUAGAGAUCCUCCUCGAAGCCGGGGGUAAACGUAGCUACCUCUCCGCCAGCAGUUUCUCCUUCCUAAUUGACUUCCUUCAUCAGUUGACCACAAAAUCCCUGAAACCUAGUAUCUGGCCGAUCCUCGAGCGAGAGCUGGGCAAGCCCUGGCCCGAACAGACCCUGGACACUCUCCACACACUCCUGAUAAUGUCCACGAAGUUCCCCAGCCUCGUUAACAAAAAAUUCCUGAAGGAGCAUCUAGGAACAGACAAGAUAAUUACCGAGGAGACCCUAGAGCACCAGCUAAAGUUGGUGACAGACAUCCCCAGGAUAAUCUACUGCCACCAUCCCCUGUAUCCCGUCUUCUGCGAACACCUGGUGGCCUCCAACUACCUAAUUCCCUUCUGGACAGGCCUGGAUCAGCGGUUCAUCAAACCCUCGAGGAGUAUCGAGCGUCUCUCCCUGGAGAUUCUUAACCUCAUCGUCACUAACAUCAAGGACAAGAGUAUCCUGCCCUCACUGCUCACUCCGAACUUCCUGCAGCACAUGCUGAAGAGAUUCAUCAGCAACAAGAGGAACAGAAACGACGAAGUGGCGAAUGCCUUCAGGCAAUUUUUGACGCACCUGGUAACACAGCUGAACGAUAAAGAACUGAAGCCAAAAGUCGCUGUAUCAGUCUUGAAGCGAUUGGUGCAACAUCCUGGGGACUUGAUGAUCGAGAAGAUCACGGGGACAAAAAUUCUCCAAAUGAUAACCGCCAAUUUGGACACAAGUGGUGUCAAGAAACUGUCGAAGUUUUAUAACGAAAUUGCAUUGAAUUCCGUGAAGAAGAGGAUCAGAGAGAGGGAGGAGGCCUGGACGAAUGCAGAAAGGACAUACGUGGGACAAUUGUUGAGUAAACUCCUGGGGCAUCCUGCAGUCUCCUUGGAGCAGGCGUGGAGGCUGGAACAGCUUAAAUUGUUAUUCACCCUGGGCUUCUGCGAGGGUUCAAACGUGGGAGUCGAAGUAGCUCCUGUUUUCAGGGAGAGCUUCUACCGAGCCCUAGACCAUAAACUUCCAAAGCUCGACGAUUUGAAGUCGGUGUUGACAGCCCUGAUAACUGAUCUUGAUAGAGAGAUCUUCGAGGAGAAGACGAGGAGCUUGAGGACGCCGUUGCCGGAUGACGCUGUCGAGGCCUGGAAGAAGAUGAUCUCAUUCAUAAAUAAACCUGAGAAGACGUUCAAGAAUAAACAUGCUGUGCUGAUUUUCUACACAAUGGAUCUGAAUAUGGGUCUUCAGUUAUUCUCAGAUCAUGAGAUGGCGAUUUCAUCGAUAAAUGAAAUCCACAGCUGUGGAGACAGGUUGAAGUCCUCAAAGUCAUCUAGGAAACCUAAACGAAAGCCCGAAGAAGUGGAUGAAGAAGAGCCAGAGUGGGUGGAGGUGAUAGUAGAUUUGUUGCUCUCGUUGCUCUCCAGAAACAGCCACUUGUUGCGGUCUCUAGUUCGUUGUGUUUUUCCUCAUGUAUGUCCUCUGUUGACAUCGACGUCUGUUCAUCAGAUCCUGGCAGCAUUGGACCCCAAGGAUGACAAGGGGCCCCUGGGAAAAUCCUCAGAGGACUCGUCCGAUGAAGAUUCAGACGAAUCAGACGAUAAAUCGGAUGAUGAAGUGGAGGAAGGAGAAGAGGAAUCAGAGUCUUCAGACGAAGAGGAUCCAGAGGAUGACGAGACCAUCACAGAUAAAUUGCGAUUAGCAGUGAGACAAGCCCUCGGUGAUGCGUCAGCCCAGACUGACGACGAGGACAUCGACAUCGACGAGAUCGACGAGGAGGAGGGAAAGAGGCUCGACGAAUCACUGGCAGCUGCCUUCAGAAUCCUUAAAGAGAGUCGCUCGGGGAAGAGUAAGAAGCAGGAGAAGUCUGCUGAGACUUUGACACACUUUAGGGUUCGAGUGAUGGACCUUCUGGAGAUAUAUUUGGAUUCUGAACCCUCGAUGGCACUUGCUCUCGACAUGCUGGUUCCUCUGUUCGCUCUUCUGGAGUUUUGUAUCAAGGACAGCCAUCAGAAGCCACUGGAAAACAGAGUUAGAUCGUGUCUAAAGAAGUUGUCAGCUGUCAAGAGGUUCAAGGACACCGUGGGUGUCGAUGAACAAUUGAUAACAGACUUGGCAAAGGUGCUUGUGGAGAAGGGAGAAAGAUCAACUCUCAUCUGCCAGGAAAUGGGAGACAAACUCGCUGAGUGCUGUACCUUUUUGAUAAGGUGUGUCCAGCAGGCCAAUCUUGGACCUAACACAUUAGUUGAUAUUUAUGGUGAGAAUUUGACAGCAUUCUUCAAGAAGAGGGACUGUGUACUGCCUGCAACAUUAUUCAGAAAUGCUCUCCAGUUGAAUUGGGAGGGAAAUUGGAAGCUGGUGCCUCUGAUUGGAGAUUAUGCUUUUGAUGCUAGCAUCAGGUCCUUCAGGAGGGGACAGGCUCUGGAGUUCUUGACAGUUUUCUACAGGAAUCACAGGCUGAUCACGAGAGACAGCGAAGGAGUAAAGGAGAACCUGGAGAGGAUAUUGGCGAGAAAUUGUUUGGAACUGUUCCAGGAGCUUGGGGAAAAGGCUAAUGGAGAGGGGAAGAAAGAGGUUAGACAAAAGUUCGUGGGGGCACUCUGGAAGCUGCUCCACGCAGUGCAUUCAAAGCAAGCGGAGGGAGUCUGGGACUGGGCGAAGGUUGGCGAGACUAUGGCUCAGUACAGGGGGGGAGUUUCCUUGUCCAAGGAUGCCAAGACUGCUUACAAUCGAUUAGCUGCGCUCAUUGGGGCACCCAAGAAUGUUCAGGGUAAUAAUGAGGGUGUGAAGAGGAAGAGGAAUGUUGAAGUUAAGGUUAAUGGAGUGCACAGGGAUUCUGAUGAUGAGAGGGUCGAGGGUGAGAGUGGUUCAGACAGUGAGGACGAGAAGACCACGAAGAAGACGAGGAAGGAGGUCAAGAAGAAGUUGAAGAACCUCAGCAAAAAGAAGGAUAAACAGAAGUUGAAAAAGGAGGCCAGGGAGCUGAGGGCGAAAACCAUGGGAGAGGGACUCGAUGGGGUGGAUUUCAGCUCUGUGGUGAUUAAUGGAGGGAACGAGGGGAUGGAGAACGGAGUGGAGGAGCUCGGAGAUGUCGUCAAGGGAUUGGGGAAGAAAAGAAGUGGUAGUGCUGACGAUAACCCUGGAAAAUCGAAAAAGAAAAAGGGAGUUAAGUAGGACAUGCUAGGACUUAUGAUUGUUAUUUUUAUAUAUUGCGUAUGUAGAUCGAUACGACAAUUACCAGUGGUAAUUAUGUGUCGUUACAACUUUAUACGAAUAAUCAGGAGUGAAAUGAUAGGAUGAGAUCAGCACGAUCAGAAAUUAUUUGACGGAGUUCUAGAAAUUAUCUCAGCUGUUUUACUUUUUAUCAUUUUAUUACUGACAUUGAUCAAUUCCAUUUGUAAAUAAAGCCGAGAAAAUGGAAAUUUGAUAUUUUGAGAAAUAAAAAGUUGCGUAAAAAAUUAA